AUGUACCUGGGAUCACCGUGUGAGUUCACGUGCAACCCGAAACUACUCCACGUGUACUGCGACCCUACGAGCGCCUCGUGUCAAUGCGACCCGAAGCAUCCAGUCGCGCUCGGCGUGGCCACAGGAUGUGCCAAGGCAAAGAAACUUGGAGAGCAAUGUUUUUAUCGUCAAACGUGCCAGGCAUUCGACGCUCACUCGUCGUGUGUGCAAGUCAACCAUAACGCGUAUUGCCAGUGCGAUCCCGGUUACCACAGCACUAGUCACAGUAGGCCUACGCACAGGGUCUUCUGCACUGAAGAUCUGGUGUUGCUGACGGCUGACAUGCCGACGCUGCUGGGUGUAGCGUCGGGUAUCUUCGUUCUCGGGGGGCUGUUGUGUAUGGUGCUGCAUCUAUACACCAAAGCGCGCUACCACCCUACACAUCUUGCCGAUGCACGACUAACUCCGCCCUGCUUGUACUCGCUCAAUGAUACGGGUGGCACGCUGAGUGCGACACGGGCAUCUUCCCGAGCAUCGUCCCGCAGCGGCUGCACUAGCGGUACCCUAGACUUGGAGGGUGGGGGUGUGAGCGGUUCCGUCGGUUCACGGCGGACGUCCCGUCGUGGGGUGCCAGUGUCGGCGUCGCGGGCAGGUGCGGCGCGGCAGGCGGCCAUCUUGCUCAUCUCGCGCCACCUUCACGUGCGGGGUGCAGGGGUUGGAGGGGGCGGGACGCCGCUGGGGUCCUUGAGGCGGGACGGCGGCGCGCACCCGCCUAAGUGCGCCGCCAAAGGUUCGAGACGUCCAAGUCUGAGCUCAGUGCAGAGCAGUUCAUCUUCCAUCAGGAGCUACAGUGCAAAGCGGUGGGAGAGAGAAAGGGAGCAGAAGGAAAGACGACAGAUGAGCAUGCGUCUGGCUCAGCUCCAUGACAAGAUGGCGACGGGACGAGACAUGCCAAAGCAUGCCCCGACUCCAUCACCUCGAUCGCCUAACAACUCCACAGAUGGACUGCUACCGUCUGUAUGUGAGAUUAGAGAACUGAUAACGACGAAUGAGACACAGUUGCAAGGAGUCGACGGCCCCUGUUCUUCCUCAUCGCUUUACUGA
Messenger RNA from Arctia plantaginis, 1083 nucleotides. The record is from the annotation of a GenBank genome assembly. Lineage: Eukaryota; Metazoa; Arthropoda; Insecta; Lepidoptera; Erebidae.